AUGGCCAACGAUGAAAACCCGUCAAUAUCGACGUUGCUUAUCCUACACUCGUUCCGCCUAGGGUCGGAAAUAAAUCCGCCCACUGCCCCACUACGCGGCGUCGUAUCAACAGCAGCGUGUAUCGUCAAGAUGACCAGUGGUGGGUACACUAUCCUGGAUUACAACAUUUUUAGAUGUGAAUUGUUGAGCGCAAAGUGCUUGUGGAUUGAGGUGGAAGAUUCCUCCGACGACAAGUUUCUUCCCGUUGGCGGAACGCGGAAGCGGAAGAAGACAAGUGACGACGGAGCCGACGUCGAAAAUGGCAACGAGGAACAGCUCCUCAACAACAACAAGUUUAGCCCGCUGGUGGAGAACAACAACAACAACAACAAUGGUAACCCAGCCGGGAAAGGAAGCAUCCCACCGGUUCCAGUGGCCAAGAAACCACCUCCUCUGCUGGUAAAGAAUAUGAGCUUCGGCAAGCUGAGGAGUGUAAUGUUGUCGUGCACAACCAAGCCAAGUUACAAGCUGACUCCGUUGCUUGUAACUUGUUUAGAUCCAGCAAGUUGUGGGGAUAUUUCUACAGUAAAAAUUGAAAUUGUCGAAGAGGAUUCUUCUGCCCCAGAUGCUCCAAUGCCAGCUUCUGAGCAUGAGAAAACUGUUACGGAAGCAGAAGCAGAACUAGAAGCGAAGCGUAUCGAAGAAGAAGGUAAGUUAGCUGCCAUACAAGAGGCACAAGCAGAACCUGAACCAGCGCCAGAGCCAGAGUCCAUUCCAGAGCCACCUCCGGUGGAACCGGAAGAACCGGAAGAAGAAGAGUCGGAGGAGGAAGAAGAGAUCGUACCACCUCGCGAGCCGACACCACCCCCACCUCCUCCUCCCAAAGAACCAUCACCCGAACCAAUAAAAAAAUCACCUACGCCUGAGUAUGAUUCAGACGUUGAGUUGAUUCCACCAAAGGAGGAUUUCGAUCCAUCAUUGUGGAAGAGUGUGGACGACAUAGAGAAGCAACUAGUAGACAGUGAAGGUGGAACAAAGAAACCAAAGUCGAAAGAAGCUUCUCGACAUCUGCUCCCAAAGGAUCCACUGUUAAGUUAA
Molecule: messenger RNA, 1077 nt
Organism: Culex quinquefasciatus (southern house mosquito)
Lineage: Eukaryota; Metazoa; Arthropoda; Insecta; Diptera; Culicidae
Product: E3 ubiquitin-protein ligase RNF12-B
Exons: 4
Coding region: 1-1077 (358 amino acids)
Source: RefSeq, a predicted model, not a curated record